Messenger RNA from Acanthoscelides obtectus, 2334 nucleotides. Lineage: Eukaryota; Metazoa; Arthropoda; Insecta; Coleoptera; Chrysomelidae. The record is from the annotation of a GenBank genome assembly.
CUUCUUUUCAGCAGACACUCCCUCGACCAUCUUGUAUUUUCCCCUCUUCAUUUCUUUUCCUUUCAGUCGUUGUACUCUUGUAGUUGAAAUAAUAAAAGAAAGCAGCCGUGCUUCCUCCAUAAUAAAAAAAGGUCUAACAAAAAAAUUCACUAAACAAACUUCACACAACGAAAGAGUCUAGAUUGGAACUAUAGUAGAAAGCGGAAGGGAAAACACGUAGUAUGUAUACACUGGACAAAACGUACAAUAUGACGUAAUGUGUAAACCCGCCUUUACCCUGUCCUGCAUUGGAAAUAUAUUUUUAAGCCGGUCACUGACAGUUAUUUUCUCUUGACAGACUUACCCACAGACUACUAAAGAAAAUAUAUAAAGAAUUCUUUAGUAGUCUGUGGACUUGCCCAACAUUCUGACCCUGGCUGCGAUUCAAUAAGUCAUAACAUUCCGAGUUUUGAGCCGAAUAUCUAGUUUUCAAUCGGAUGUACAAGUUAACAUCAUUAGGUUGUUACGACAUGCGAAAAUACCUGAUUACUGUGUGAAUAAUUAACAGUUUUUGUCUUAAUCAAUCUAAUCUAAAAUGGUGUACUUUGGGAUUAGCAACCUUGUGCGUACAGAAUCGCAGCUGAUAGUACCAGGUCGGGUAAAGCUGCGAAAAAAGCACGUCUCCACGUCUGUGACUGGCUCUAUAAGUAAAUUAUUUGAGGUUAAGUAGAUAAAAAUAGAGGUUUGUCCCGAAAUUAUCCUGCAAAAGGUAAUACAAGGAAAAAAGGGGAUAAAAGGUAAAUAAGAAAUUGAUUGUACAUCUAUUUCAGUGGUUGGAACAUGUCAGAUUCAGACCGUAUGCCAAAAAUUGAUUUCAGUAAACUGAGAGAGUCGGACCUGGAAUUUAUAAAGCAAAUAGAAAAGCAAAACAGAGAAAGGGUCCUAAAAUUGAAACACAUUCGCAGAAAUAAUUUAAUCACAGCAUCGUUAUUGGGUGUGGGAGUAUUAGGAAUCUACGGUUAUUCUAUGUAUGCUGUGAAGCAAGAAAGCUUCUUGGACGACUUUGAAGAACCAGCUAAAACAACCCAGUAAUGGCUGCGGCAGCCACACAUUUGCGGCUUCCGCCGCUACCUACUGUUAGAGACUUGGUAAAGUUGUAUCGUCUAAGAGCUCUACGUCAGUUGUCACAGAACUUCUUAAUGGAUGAUCGUCUCACAGAUAAAAUUGUUAGAGCAGCUGGAAGGAUCAGGAAUCACUAUGUGUGUGAAGUGGGCCCUGGUCCUGGAGGUAUCACUAGAUCAAUUAUUAAGCAGCACCCCAAGAAACUGAUAGUUGUCGAGAAGGAUCCUAGAUUUUUGCCUACAUUGGAACUGUUACAAGAAGCAUCUAAACAACAUACAGAUAUGAAAAUUGAGAUAGGAGAUAUCCUUACUUAUCAGCUACAGCUUGGUUUUCAAGAUGCACCAAAAAUGGAUUGGUUUGAUGCUCCUGCGCCAAUACAUUUAAUAGGUAUGAAUGAAUGUGCUUUUCUUGCAUAAAUUUAUAAGAAUACUGUUUUUUUGACAUCUCUUUGUUGUAAAAACUUGCAUUUGUUUUGAAUACAUGCGCUGAGUUGGUUUGUGGUUGUCAAUUGCUUUCCAUGAGAAUGACAGCUCCUUAUUUUUAACCAAAAUGAAUUCUUUUCAGUUUCAACCAAUAUAAACUCAGUUUUCCCUUUGCUUUGCAGGAAAUCUUCCAUUUAGUGUAUCUACUCAUCUAAUAAUCAAGUGGCUACAAGCUAUAUCUGAAAAAAAUUCUGCUUGGUCUUUUGGUAGAACUUCCAUGACGCUAACCUUCCAAAAAGAAGUAGGAGAGAGAAUGGUGGCUACAGAUUCACAUCCUCAAAGGUGUCGUCUGUCUUUGAUGUGUCAGCUGUGGUGUAAAGUUGAUUAUAAAUUCACUAUACCUGGAAAAGCGUUUGUACCAAAGCCUGAUGUGGACGUAGCUGUAGUCACCUUAGAACCUCUGAAAUAUCCUUUAAUAGAUCUGCCGUUCAAAAUGGUGGAGAAGGUUAUAAGAACUAUAUUCAACAUGAGGCAAAAGUACUCUGUCAGGGGUGCAGAAAGGUUGUUUCCAGAAGAACUGAGAGAUACUUUAAGCACCAGACUGUAUCAGCUAUCUGAUAUUGACCCAACAACACGGCCAUACCAGUUAACAAAUGAAGAGUUUUGUCGAAUUUGCUAUGCCUAUAAAGUUAUUUGUGAAGAUUACCCAGAAGUAAGGGAUUACGAUUCUAGAGCUCGUAAGAUAAAAUUAUCUGAUGUAGAGUAAUCAGUUGUAGUACUUAUAUUUAGGAAUAAAUGUUUUCGUUUGUUA